AUGGAUCGUUUGAAUACAAUCAUAAAUGAUCUGAUUAUAUCCAAUGAAUUUGAGUUAAUCCAUCCGGUUAUCAAAGCCGGUCUCUUAACUCUUGUUCGAGAUAAUUACCUCUCGCAAUUUCUUCUAACUAUCGAACAAACGUCCAGUCAACAAAUGAACACGUGCCAUCUUGCGUUUAUACACUUCCAUAAGCAAUUAAUUGAUAUUGAAACCUAUUUAAAAAGUUUAGCACAAACGUUGGACAGUCAAUAUCAUUUUCAAUUAUUCAAUAUCGAAGAAUUUAUAAUUCAAUUGCCGUACAAUGCUGUUAAACAGCAACUCUUGCACACAACAAAUAUAAUUAAAUCAACAUUUUACAUGAAGUUCAUCGAUAUAUUCGAAUAUUAUCUAGCAGCGUAUGCCGCUCAACACGCUCGAGUUGCUUGUGCUGAACUACUGAAAGAUACAACGACAUGUUCAUUUUGUAAAUUGUCACUGUCAUUGGCGUGUAAAUGUGUUGAAUUACAAGAGCAAUUCGAAAUUAUUCUUUUGAUUUUAAAACGUCUUGGUCUUCUUUCGCGUGUUUGUCAAAAUGCAGCACUACCAGCGUGUCGAAAUCGUAUUACGAAUUUUAUCAAGCAAAUCUGCGAGCAGUACUCCUCGCAUGCUUGUUUACCGCAUUUAGAACAGUGGUUCGAGAGUGGAGUUGUAACAUGGUUGAGUAUUCUUGAAUCUCAUUGCAAGACUGAUCAAGAGAAACAUGAUGAUAAACAUCAGUCCUCAUUUCAAAUUGAUUUAUCGUUGUGUCGAACGGAAUUAAAACAUCAUAUCUACGAAUGUGUUAUGCGCGAACGAGGUGCUCGUCAUAUGUUUCAAAUCAUUGUCGAUUAUCCUGAAUCACGGCACGGCGGAGUAUUAGACGACCUAAAACGUUGCGUAUCGAUUGUGGGUAAACGUCAUCUGAUCAUUGAUAACGUCCGAAAUGAAUUUAACAAACGUUUGUUACAUCCUGGUGUCGGUACAACGGAUAUUCUAGCAGCGUUUAUUAAUGCAAUACGGGUUUUACGAUACUUGGAUUCGACGGGUGUGAUGAUGGAAUUGGCAUGUCACAAUGUGAAACAGUUUCUUGCACGUCGUGAAGAUACCAUUCGUGUGAUUGUUAGCAAUAUGAAUGAACACGAUGUGUUAGAAUUAGAUGAAUUGACGCAAGGUGAGAAUGGUGGACAUGUUCGAUCGAGUCAAGCACUUCUUGAAGAUGAAUGGGAACCAGAACCUAUUGAAGCAUUGUCGGCUCCCGAACGUGCUCUUCGACCUUCUCAUUCCCGUGAUCUGAUGUCCAUGCUCGUCUCAAUCUAUGGACAUGCGGAAUUAUUCGUCGAAGAAUAUGUUCAUAUGCUAGCUGACCGUAUGCUAUCUGGUCAAUCGAAUAAAGUCGAUAUCGAUCAUGAAGGUCGCUAUGUCGAUCUGCUGAAACAACGUUUUGGCGAUGGUGGCCUGCAAGGGUGCGAUGUUAUGCUCAAAGAUUACGUUGAUUCCCGUCAUAUGAAUGAUUUAAUCAACAAGGAAUUAGCUAAUGCUAACUUUCCACUGGUUAGUACAGUCGGUGUGCCAAUCAAAACACUGAUAAUCUCGAGUCAAUACUGGCCGGAAGUGAAGUUUUCACCAAUUGAUCUACCGGAUGAGUUGAAAGCAAUUCAGAAAGCGUAUACAACAGCGUAUGAAACAUUGAAACCACACCGAACGCUACAUUGGAGUCCGAAUUAUGGGCAAGUUGAUAUUGAAAUCGAAAUCGGCGGAAAAACAUUAGAGUUCAGUGUCACACCAUUUCAUGCGGCGAUUAUUUAUAAAUUUCAAGAUAAAGAUACAUGGACAAUUGCUGAUUUAAGUUCUUCAUUGAAAUGCUCCACGGCUUGUAUACGUAAACGUAUCAAUCUCUGGCAAAACUGUGGUUUACUGAAAGAAGAAGCAAAAGACACCUUUCGUCUAGUUGAAGAUACAUCAAAAGUCGCCUCGAACAACUCUUCUCAAGCACCUGCACUGCUGGGUGUAGAUGUCGAUGACAUGAAUGUUGAACAUCAAGCUGAGCCAGAUAAAAAAGAACACGAACACACAAUUGUGCGCAAUUUUGUCUUCGGUAUGCUUCGUUCGAUGACAUCACUAACAUUAGAAAGAAUCUACUCGUUACUGUGUGUUUACACGUUUCAUGGUCAACACGAACGAACAUUAAUUGACGUACGGAAUAUUCUCGAUGCCGAAGUGAAAUCUAAUCAGCUGUUAUAUACAAAUGGACUUUAUACAUUACCACUGAGUCAAGGAGCAAGUUCAGCAUCACCGGCUUCAACAAACGAGAAUAUGCUUGUAGAUUAA
This is a messenger RNA of Adineta ricciae, 2346 nucleotides long. The record is from the annotation of a GenBank genome assembly. Lineage: Eukaryota; Metazoa; Rotifera; Eurotatoria; Adinetida; Adinetidae.